CCUGGCGUGGGCAUGGGAUCCCCCUCCACGCCCAAGCUGGUCCCGGCCAGAGCCUUGCCGAAGACCCGGGCCAAGGCGCCGCUUGCUAAGAAGGUGCUGCCCACUAAGAAGGCACUGCCCGCUAAGAAGGCCACAAAGAAGGCCAUCCAAAUUCCCCCAAAGGCUUUAGACCCAGUAGGCACCGCAGGGGGAAAGGAGCAGGAGCGCCCCCUUGUGGACGGAGCUGCCGCUUGCAGCGCUUCCCAGUCCGCGCAGCCUUCAUCCCUUCCUCCUGCUUCGACUCCGCUCCCGCCGGAAAGUCCUUCGGAGGAGCCGGCUGCUAAGACCCUCCAAGUAGCCGCCUCGGUCUCUCCCAAGGAGCCCCUCCCGGCUAUGGAGCCUCCCAAGAAGCCAGUGAGUGGGGGAAAGGUGGAUCUGUCCACCCCCAAGCCUGGCGUGGGCAAGGGAUCCCCUUCCACGCCCAAGCGGGCCCCGGCCAGAGCCUUGCCCAAGGCGCCACUUGCUAAGAAGGUGCUGCCCGCUAAGAAGGCCGUGAAAGUCGCCCAAAGGCCCCAAAAGGCUUUAAACACAGUAGGCGCCGCAGCAGAAAAGGAGCUCGCUCAGCCUUCAUCCCUUCCUACUGCUUCGACUCCACUGCCACCGGAAAGUCCUUCGGAGGAGCCGGCUGCUAAGUGGGCAAAGCCUGCCACCCCAGAGGCUGCCGUCCCUCCUGCAGUGGCCGGAGUCUGUCCAAAGAAGGCCCAGGAGCCGGAAAUGACCCCACAGAUGAGACGGAUGAUCUCAGAGGCCAUUGCUCAGGGCAUUGCCGCAGGCAUCCAACAACAACACCCGGCUUCCUCUGCAGCCUCCGACAACGCCUUACGCCAGGGACAGGCUCCUCCUUCUUCCAUGAACAUCCCAGAGUCCCUUGACAAAGACUUGCCACUGUCUGGGGACCAAGAUGGGACUCCAGACCCCCAUGGCUUCGUAGGUCUCUUCAGUCCUGCCUUGUUUAAGACACUUCUCCAGAAAGCCAAGGCCACCGCUCGUAUAGGAGGAGAUCCAGCCGGCUUAGAUCCGGCCUCCUCUGAUCCCAAUAAUUUGUUGUUCACAGAACCCGCCACAGAGAAGGAGGAGAUCCCCUGCCCAAAGUUUUUCCUGGAUGUCGUCCAGCGACAAUGGGCUGUGUUAGGGUCGGGUCCACAUCCGACCAUCAAUGACAAACGGUUCUACAAUGUAGGCCCGAACUUAACAGCGGCAUUUGAUCCGCCAACAAUUGACGAGCCCGUGGCGGCCUUUCCCUCCUACACCGUUCUCUCCACCAACACGGACGGUGCUUUGAAUCCAGAAGAGAAGAAAAUAGAAAUGGCGCUAGUCAUGGGCCAUAAGUCAGCUGCCUGGGCGGUCAAGUCAGCGAUGGCUGCUUCCUUUUUCAAUAGAACGUCCUUGCUCUGGCUCAAACAGAUGCGAGCCAGAAUCCCAGUCACCGACCUCCAGACUCACGAGGACAUCAACAACCUGAUAGCGGCGGCAGAAUUCUCUGCAGAUGCCACCCUGAAUUCAGUCAGGUUUGCUUCCAAGUCCAUUGGCUCCUCUGUGACAGGCAGACGAGUACUGUGGCUCCGUAACUGGAAGUCAAACAUGAAGUUCAAGUGGAAGUUGGCCUGUGCCCCCUUCAAAGGUGAAAAGCUAUUCGGAGAGGCCUUAGAGCCUAUACUCAUAGAGACCAGAGACAAAAAGAAAGUCCUACCCUCUACGUUCAGAAAGCCUAAUAAGCAAUCCUCCCCCUACUUUCAGAAGCCGCCUUUUAGGGCAGCAGACACCGCAGAGGACUGCUCACAACCGCAAAGGGCAUACUUCCAGCGACCUGAUCACCAAUCAGAUAGCCCCAGAUAUAGAGGCAGGGGCAGGCAGCAGUUCCAAUCCAAACGGCCAUUAAGAGGCUCGUCUAGAAGUCUGCAGAGCCAACCGUCCAGAGGACCAGAAGCGACUGGGGAUUGUAAUGCUAAAAGCUUCUAUGAGUUGGAGAGUGAUACUCCACCUAAAAAGACUCACCAAGCAUCUGGUAUACAAGAAUUUCAAAAUCCAGUCCAUACUGGAGGGCAUCUGGGUGGGCGUCUUCCUGAUGUCAAUAGAUCUCACGGAAACAUACCUGGACGUCCCUAUAUUGCAGAUUCACCAAUGAUUUCUAUGGACAUGCAACGCGAACCACCAUUACAGAGCCCUCACGAAGAUACUAGUGAUGCUCUUGGCUCACCUCAGGGCUAUCCCUAUUCCCGUCCAACACUAUCUGGCCGACAUGUGGAUCGAAUCCGCCUCUCACCUCCACGCCAUAGGGGAUCUACUCAUCACGAUCCGGGUCCUUCAGGGUCCUUCAGGGAAUCAGGGAUUCACAGUCAACAACGACAAGAGCCACUUGCCUCCUACCGACAGGAUACUCCACCUAGCAGCAGCUAUAGAAACGACAUGCAUAGUUUGCCUGUCCCAGGACCGCCAGGACAGCAUCAGCGCUCUGGCGAACUGGAUUCAAUUGGACCAAACGGUGCCUCUCGUCCUCGUCUCACAAUUGUUAGGCAAGGUGGUGUCCUGCGUCUCCCUUGUUCCCGGGGCACGUCUGCAUACCAGGACAUUACAAUGGUUCCUCCUGCCUACCCAGAAAUACAGCAGGAGCAAUUCAACUAUCAGAGUCCCAUCAGGGGUCCUCCAGGGGUGGAUGCCACCGACCACAACCAGGGGAUGCCCAUUCCAGGAACCGAACAGUCUCAUCAUCGGUACGGACGCUGGUUUUCUGGGUUGGAGAGCCCAGAUAGAGACCCAGAUGGCAGAAGGCCAGUGGACACAAGAGGAAUGACGAACCAACGACAACUGGGAAGAGAUCCAAGCAGGCCACAGAGCCCUCCGAUGGAUCCAGACCACCAUCUCCGGCCACCACAUCCUAGCAGACAACGUAGCCACCAAGACCCAUAUGAACCACCGAGGGAGCACCCACUCGAGGAUAUCGACUACCGGAGACUGAGUCCCUUUGGAAGUCCUCCAGGGGCGGAUUUCACUGACUACAACCAGGGGAAUAACAUUCAAGAAACCGAACCGUCUCGCCAUCGUUCCAGAGGCCGGUUUUCUCGCCUGGAGAGCCCAGAUAGAGACCCAGAUGGCAGAAGGCCAGUGGACAGAAGAGGAACUAUGCAAGAACGUCAACCGAUCUACUUGGGGAGACGGCGCCAAAGAGCGGAGUCCUAAGUACUGGGCGCACUUUUAUCCCAUCUUUUGAUCGGCGUGGCAAGAGUCACAUGGACAUUGGUGGAAAUUUCAAGGGAAGAGUCUUCUUCAUUUCCUCUUAAGUUUUUUCUGGAGACGUCAUUCCUCACCUUUCGAACUUUACAUCCCUAUCUUUUACGUCCGGGAGUGACAUCCAGUGAGUUGUUAGCUACUGUAUCUGAGCUCUCCUUUCCUCAUUCCAUGUUUUGGGUUUUAAAUUCUGCUAGUCUUCGACUUACGACCACAAUGUCUGUCAUAUAGCGAGAUGUUGGCAGAGUGAGCUUUGCCCGCACUCCUGCUGUUCAUUUUACCUACCUUCCUCGCCACUGUCAUUUAAGCAAAUUGCAGCAGUUAUUAAGUUUGUAAGAGGGAUGUUAAGCGAAUCUGGCUUUCCACACACCCCUCCCGCAGCUGACAUCACUUGUUGCUAAUCGGUUCCGAAGCAUCUGACAUUUCAAUCGCCUGACCGCCUCGAUGCUACAAAAGUCGUGUCAAAAACGGUACUCAAAUGGCCGUUGCAACUUUGGUCACUAAAAGAAGUGUCAUCCACCCCCAAUCCUUCCCAUCCUAACCUUGGGAGCUUAGAUGCCAGGGAGCUGCCCACUUUUACUCCGCAUGACUUCCGCGCUCACUAAUUUCCCCUGAAUCUCGUCUGUUAUAUCGCAUUGUGUAUCCAACAACCAAUAAAAGGACAGAUUUGCA
This is a messenger RNA of Thamnophis sirtalis, 3936 nucleotides long. RefSeq lists its product as uncharacterized. The record is from RefSeq and is a predicted model, not a curated record. NCBI's taxonomy places the organism in Eukaryota, Metazoa, Chordata, Lepidosauria, Squamata, Natricidae.